Molecule: messenger RNA, 952 nt
Organism: Exaiptasia diaphana
Lineage: Eukaryota; Metazoa; Cnidaria; Anthozoa; Actiniaria; Aiptasiidae
Exons: 3
Coding region: 90-809 (239 amino acids)
Source: RefSeq, a predicted model, not a curated record
UAGAAGCGUAAUCAAUUAAAUUCCCCAACGACGAAGAGUGUACAUUAAUAGGAUCAGCGAACACCCCACCUUACGUUUACAGUAUAUAUAUGGGUUUUCACAGCAUUAAAGUAUUGUAUAUCACCAACAUGUCACUAAAGAUGCUGUUGUUAAUGCUGCUUAUUCAAGUUGUUCUAUGUCAGUGUAAGUUUAUUGAUGACCUUUAUACAGAGCGUCGACUGGAUGAUAUUCUCGAAAAUCCUUUUUACCGCUUCACCAGGACGAAAACGAUGCCCAUGUGCGAUUCAAUUAAAACUACUUCAAACUUCAAAGCCCUACAAAAUGUAGACUGCCGACCAUUUCCCACCUUAGUUAAAGUUGAGCCUAAUUCGAAGCAAGUAGAUGAACUCAUCAGUCCAAGCUUUGUUAUUCUCCAUCGCUGCUCCGGUGACUGUUAUAUCCCGAACCAAGGAUAUGGAUGCACUACAAUAAAAAGCGAAACUGUGAAUGUGCACAUUAAAAUCGGUAGUAAACUGGAACGGAAUUGUAUCGUUCCUAUGAGUAAUCAUACUCUUUGUAGAUGCAAUUGUAAGCAAAAUGCCAAUAAUUGCAAUCCUGUGACGCAUGAAUGGAAUGAGAAUCGGUGCUCGUGUGUUUGUAAGUCGCAUCUAAAGACGGCUUGUGAGUUGAAAGGGAAAAGUCAUAAAUGGAACGAUAAUAACUGUUCAUGUGGCUGUGCUAUGGUAAUGUGUCAUAAUGAUCCAUUUGGAAGAGCACCCGAUCCUAAUAACAACUGUAAAUGUAACCCCGGUGUAUCGGCCUCAUCAUAGCCGCAGAAACAGUAGAAUUUAUAUGUGAUUUAACUAACUUUCUCAUGUAACUGUUGACGCGAGUCAUGUGGGAAAGAGGUAAAACGAGAAAAGUCUGGAUCGGGAUAGAUUAGUAUUAUGUUAAAUAAAAUAACAACAACUGA